Rhagoletis pomonella (apple maggot) is the source of this 1633-nucleotide messenger RNA. RefSeq lists its product as uncharacterized. NCBI's taxonomy places the organism in Eukaryota, Metazoa, Arthropoda, Insecta, Diptera, Tephritidae. The record is from RefSeq and is a predicted model, not a curated record. The coding region runs from base 708 to 1493 and encodes 261 amino acids. The transcript has 9 exons.
UGUAAAUAAAAGCGUUAAUUUUGCAAAAACAUUUGAAGAUUGCCGAAACACUGCGAUUUAAUCAUAUAAUUAAGAUUUGCGAUUUUUCAUUCUAAAUUUAUCUUCGACCCUGCUACCACGGAACAUCAACGCCACCUCCAGUCAGGCACCACACCAGCAUAUCCACCACCUUCAACGCCGCCACCAACAAACAGCGCUGCAUACAUUAUUCGGACUGGUGAAUGCGGUCAUUCUGGAAGCCAUAGUUUACAAAGUGUAGUGCACAGUUCAACAACAGUGAUUGGGUUUGCUACUUCAUAGCAGCAGUGGAAAUGGAAACAUUGCUCUGCUAUUGCUACUUCUCUACUUGAAUGGAUAAGAAGCACGGCCAGAAUCGGAAAACACACGAGGACCUUUCUUGUUUUACUUGGUUCUAUGUUUCGUUGAGGCACAGAUCAGGUAGGAGAACUAAAAUAUGAACGAAGUGAUAUUUGUAGUCAGAGUAAUAGCACAUACAACAAUAUUAUGAUAGCCUCAACGAAACAUAGCACUAAUUAAAACAAGAAAGGCCUUCUUGUGUUUCCCGAUUCUGACACUGCUUCUCAUCUAUUCAAGUAGAGAAGUUGCAAUAGCAGAUCCACGUUUCCGUGCCACUGCUGCUAUGAAGUAGUGAACUCAACCACUGGUAGUUGUCAUAAUUCGCAGUAGUAACAGUUUAACAUGAAGCAAUGGAUUUGUCACCACUGUUCCUGGGAGAUACCGAAGCGCUCUCUCCACCACGCACGAGCAACACAGAUGUAGUCCUACAUAGAAAGCGCUUUCAUGUGGCACUGCCUUACGAGGAGCGCUUUGUCUCCCAGCCAACAGUAACCACCAACACGGGUGUAGCCACUACAACAACAACAAGCAACACAGGUCAACAAUUUACCUUGUCUCACCUGCUGGAGAGGCAAAAAGAAAUGUUUGAUGGCGUCAUGGCCGCCAUUGGAAGAGUUGAGUCAAAGGUGGACGGAAUAGCAAAUGCUCUGGCCGAAAAGAUGCCCGAACGCGCGGAAGUUCAAGGUCAAGGGCAGCUACUGCGAGAGUGCAAAGUGGUGACCUCGAAAGUUCACCAAAGUAUUUCCCGAAUCACUGGAGAUGCUAUUAGUAAAGAGCAUACUUUGCUUCAAAGUAUGCUUCCACUAUCAUCCCAGGAAAAGUUAAAUACUUUGGAGAAUCUUUUGGGAAACAAACCACACUCCGAUGCGAUGCUGAACAUAAUUUUAAAAUUGAAGGGUGCUAAGGGUUGUGUGAAACACGUGUUGAGAAGCAUUUUUGCCGACACUCUACUCAUUUCAUACAAUUAUGAGGGCAAAGCCAACAAAGCUCCACUUCUGGGGCUAAAAACAAUAGAAUUAGUUUUCGAUGCGUUUGUGAGUAUGCCCAAAAUUGACCUCAUUGCGGAAAUCAGAAAGCACGUGUUCCUAAGCCACAAUAGGUACAAACAAAUUGUAAUAAAAAAAAAUGAAACAUAAUAACAAAUCUAACAAUAAUUAAUUUAAUUAUCAUAUUAUUAAUCUCUAAAAAAAAGUAACAUAAAAAUUUAAUAACUUUCCAAUCUAAAUUUCAAAAACGUUAUUUAAAUACGGCUAUUCGGGAUAUUUUGUAUAUCGAC